AAAGAGGAAGGUGAUUGUUUGAGAGGAGAGGAAGAGACCGAGAGUGAGAGGUAGAAUUACGGGGAAAGAAGCAAGAAUCUUUGACAAUUCGGUUUGGCUUAUGAGCAGCAGCAACAUGGAUGCAAUAGGUCCGUGUAUCUGCAGCCAUUAGAGGUAAGGAUUCUAAGUAUUUGGCUAGCAAUCCCUAGUUUUGUAAUAUUGUUUGGUGAAUUAGGAGAGUCGUAAUUUGGCUAACUCUUUAGAUUCAUACAUUGCAUGCCAUGAAUAGAUGGUAAGGAAUGUUUGUUAUGCCCUUAAAAUAAUUUAGUAACCAAUUUGAAGUUUAGCAGUAACUUGGACGUCAAUGAAUGUAUCCAGAAAUUGGAACUAGAGGUAAUCAUUUUGUAAGAAUAAAGGGGAAUUUUCAGAUUCGCUGGCCAACCUUAUAGAUUUCGGUUUUCAUGGUUUUGUGGAGAAUUCUAUCCAAAUUCUAACUACUUUUGUUCUCUAUACUUCAAAUUUUAUUGCUCAUUUAGUGGAUUGUUAAUAGCCUAUAUGGAUCUUCCGAAUUUCUAGUUGAAAACAAGUUAUAUCUGUUGAUUAUGUUGCUGGAAAUGUAAUGAAAUCAGAUUUGAUACUGUCUGUUGUCGGGCCUUUUUCUCUUAGCUCUUAAACUCUUUUCUGGGAUUUCUUUCCAUGAGUAUCUUCUUCAUUCAGUUUAGUUUGCUGUGGUUUUUACGGAUUUCAAAAUGGAUUUGUAGAUCAGCCAAAAUCUUCAUUUUAACAGGACGAGCACUUUCUGAAAAUCUAUUAUGAGCUGCUGCUGCUUUUGGAGAUUCGUUUCUCCUCUUGACUAAACUGUUUUAUGGAAAUUCUUCUGAUUUGGAGAAGGAUUUUAAUCAAUAAAAAGCAACAAGUAUGGACCGCUUGAAAAGCAUUGGUAGAGAAGGACUAGGGAAACAAGUUCUUAAUGAGGAUAAAAGUUCGUCGAGAUUAGCCCAGCAUGAUGCUACCACAAGGAAAAGGCAGCGACUUUCUGAUGCGCCAAAGAGUAUUGGUGAUACCCAAGUAGUACCUGAAGGUAUUAAUGCUCGUAAAUCCAUUCAAAAUGAUGUGCCGAAACCUAGGCCUUGUAUGCUACCCCUUCUCCCAGUUCCUAACGUGCAACAAGUUAGUUCAAGUUGGCCAGUUAUCUUGAAGGGGACAGCCAGCGCAGGGGUAGCUGGACCAGCUGUUGGUUCUGUGGAUAUCGGUACCAGUGAAUCCGCAUAUUAUUUCCGUGUUUCUCUUCCUGGAGUCAAGAAAGAUCCUGGGGAAUUUAGCUGCACGAUUGAACGCGAUGGAAGAGUUCGUGUCCGAGGUGUGACCACUACUGGUUCAAGUACAGUUGAAAAGUGUUCUCGUGUUUACACAAUGAAGCUUCAGCAACAAUGCUCACCUGGACCUUUUACGCUUUCCUUCAGGCUCCCUGGACCAGUUGAUCCAAGGCUCUUCUCUCCCAACUUCCGGGCUGAUGGCAUUUUUGAAGGUGUCGUUUUGAAAAGCGAGUGAUUCUUUCGUGUAGAUUAAUCAAUUAGGAUUAGAUGGAAGAAAGCAGGAAACCAACUGCAGUUUGGUUGAUGGAUUAGAUCCUUUUUUUUUUUUGAUGUUGUUUAUGGGGGAAAUGCUGCACUUUGAAUAUGGAUUGAAUAUGGACUAUCUAAUGUUGUAUGUUUCUGCUCGUUAAUGCAUACCAGAAAAAAUCGCAAGUUAAUUAAUUACUUUGUAUAAUUUUGGAAUAAGUUAUUAAAGUAAUUGUAUCAUCAUUAAUAGUUGACGUACAUAUAUACAUAGUUGAAAUAAUCAAAUACUGAAGUAUUGACCAUUCUAGAACAUUUUAAGUUCUCCGUUGCAAACUUCCAUAAGACAAGCAGCUGCUAGAAAACAUCUCCAUUGCUGAUGAGGUUUUGCUUCCGUUGUGUAUAAUCACUUUUGCUCCUUUGAAGAUUGAGAACAAGCUUAUGUAAAGU
Messenger RNA from Oldenlandia corymbosa var. corymbosa, 1988 nucleotides. The record is from the annotation of a GenBank genome assembly. Lineage: Eukaryota; Viridiplantae; Streptophyta; Magnoliopsida; Gentianales; Rubiaceae.